Harmonia axyridis is the source of this 1076-nucleotide messenger RNA. It is a transcript of the gene Tpi, whose product is annotated as triosephosphate isomerase. The record is from RefSeq and is a predicted model, not a curated record. Gene Ontology annotation, molecular function: triose-phosphate isomerase activity. Gene Ontology annotation, cellular component: cytosol. The transcript is spliced from 4 exons. The coding region runs from base 210 to 965 and encodes 251 amino acids. NCBI's taxonomy places the organism in Eukaryota, Metazoa, Arthropoda, Insecta, Coleoptera, Coccinellidae. Gene Ontology annotation, biological process: gluconeogenesis; glycolytic process; glyceraldehyde-3-phosphate biosynthetic process.
AAGGUGAUCUUAAGAUUGGAGAAGUGUUUUACAAAUGUGUAAAACGUAAGACUCCAAAAAAACGUUGCACAGCAUCUACCUCGCUAAAAAACGCACUAAAUGACAUAAGUUGUAACCUUAGAUUUCAUUCCUACAAAAUUGACCUUCCUACGACCUUCAGUGCUGGAAGAGCUUUAGCUGCUCAAAAACAGAAACUAACCGGUGGAGCCAUGGACCGAACAUUUAUCGUGGGGGGUAAUUGGAAGAUGAAUGGGGAUCGAAAAGCCAUUGAUGAAAUUAUCAAAUUUAUGAGAGCAGGAACCAUUCCAACCAAUAAUGAAGUAUAUAUUGGAGUUCCAUCAAUUUAUUUAGAUUACGUUCAACAAAGAAAACCUAAAAAUGUAGAAAUUGCUGCUCAAAAUUGUUAUAAGGUAGAAAAAGGAGCUUUCACAGGUGAAAUUUCCCCUGAUAUGUUGAAGGAUCUUGGAGUGAAAUGGGUAAUCUUGGGACAUUCAGAACGGAGAAAAAUUUUCGGAGAAAGUGAUGAACUCAUAGCAGAAAAAACUGCCCAUGCUCUAGAGAAAGGAUUGAAAGUUAUUCUUUGUGUUGGUGAAACUCUAGAUGAGAGGGAAACUGGCCAAACUAAUGCAGUUGUUUUUAGACAAACUAAAGCUGUAGCAGAUAAAAUAAAAGAUUGGAGGAAUGUUGUAAUUGCUUAUGAGCCUGUCUGGGCUAUUGGAACUGGAAAAACAGCUAGUCCUGAACAAGCACAAGAAGUUCAUGAUGCCUUAAGAAAGUGGAUAGCAGAAAAUAUAAGUAAAGAAGUAGCUGAUACCAUAAGAAUUCAAUAUGGUGGAUCUGUUACAGCUGGAAAUGCAAAAGAGUUGGCGACACAGAAGGAUAUUGAUGGUUUUCUAGUGGGUGGUGCAAGUUUAAAACCAGAAUUCAUGGAGAUCAUCAAUGCGAAUGUUAAGGCUGAGAAGUGAAUGGAAAUUCUAAAUUAUAUUUAAGCAAUACUAAGAGUUAUACAGAAUUUUUUGAAAUUUAUUAUAUAAUAUUAUUUAAAUUAUGAUUUCUUGAAUAUAUUUUUCUUGCAG